This is a messenger RNA of Centruroides sculpturatus (bark scorpion), 1353 nucleotides long. RefSeq names its product DNA polymerase eta-like. The coding region runs from base 328 to 1188 and encodes 286 amino acids. The record is from RefSeq and is a predicted model, not a curated record. Gene Ontology annotation, molecular function: DNA-directed DNA polymerase activity. The transcript has 10 exons. Gene Ontology annotation, cellular component: site of double-strand break; nucleus; replication fork. NCBI's taxonomy places the organism in Eukaryota, Metazoa, Arthropoda, Arachnida, Scorpiones, Buthidae. Gene Ontology annotation, biological process: error-prone translesion synthesis; response to radiation.
CAAGAAAUCGUUUAAAAUGGCGGGAGAUGUUCUGUUAGUUGUUCGCAGUUUCUGUUAUCUUGAAUUAGAAUAAACGAAUUCCCAGUCAUUUAGCAGAGGUUAUUUUCCGUAUUUAAAUGUUUUAAAAGUGUAUAUGUAUUUGCCAAAGCUGUCAUAACUUCGCCCUGUUUUGAUGUUAUUGAUUUCCAAAAAACGCAAAGGAAAUAAGAAUGAAGAAUCAAGCCUUAUUUUAGAUAUAGUGGAAUCUGUUAAGAGCAGAAAAAAGGAGUUUGAAUAGGUUUCCCUCUUGUGAUUUUUUUUGCUGAGAUUAUUGGAAGAUAGUUUAAAAUGACUGACAGAAUCAUCGUUUUAGUGGAUAUGGAUUGUUUUUAUGUACAAGUUGAACAACGACUGCAGCCACAGUAUUUUGGGAAACCCUGUGCUGUUGUGCAAUAUAAUUCUUGGAAGAGUGGAGGAAUUAUAGCUGUGAAUUAUGAAGCUAGAGAUUUUGGAGUAAAAAGAGGCAUGAGAGGUGACAUGGCAAAACAGAAAUGUCCUGAUAUACAUUUAUUUCAAGUUCCUGAACUUCGGGGAAAGGCUGAUUUAACAAGAUAUAGAGAUGCAGGAGCAGAAGUGAUUGACGUUUUAAGUACUUUCAGUGAUUGUGUAGAAAGAGCUAGUAUCGAUGAGGCAUAUUUAGAUAUGACCAAGAUUAUAGCUUCAAAAUGUGGAGUUAAUGUUGCAGCAGAGGAGUUACCACAUACAUCUGUAGUUGGUUGGGAUAAUGGUUUAAAUCACUCUGUAGAAAAAUGGUUAGAAUCUAUUAAUGAAUGUGGAACCAUAUCUGAUAAAAAUCUUGCUAUUGCUGCUUCAAUUGUAGAAGAAAUGAGAACUGCUAUAUUUUCUAGAACUAAGUUUAAAUGUUCAGCAGGAAUUUCAUAUAAUAAAAUGUUAGCAAAAUUAGCUUGUGGAUUGCAUAAACCAAAUCAUCAAACUAUUCUUCCUCAAUCUUCUGUUAUGGAAUUAUUUAAGUCUAUUCCAAUUCACAAAUUACGAAAUCUUGGAGGAAAAUUAGGAGAUGACAUUAAAGAGAAAUUAGAAAUAGAAACAAUAUUUGAACUAUCAUUAUGUAAUGAAAAGAAAUUGAAAUCACUAUUUGGUGAUAAAACUGGAAAACUGUUAUGCAUGUGGGGUGGUACAUACUGUUGAGAACAAUUCUUUUCAUGCAUGAAAAACAUCAAAACUGCUGAAAGGAAUAGGUUGAGCGAUUCCCAUUUAACUAACAUACUAACAUUCUUACAAUUGGGACUAGUAUUAUAAAAGCAGAUGUUGACAAUAUUAUAAAAGGAAGGCAAUGUCAAAAAUCUCAUUGAA